UUUUCUUUUCAGUUGCUUAUAAAUACUCGGUCUGCCUCUGAGGACACAAGACAACUGCUCCUGGCCUUGCUGUUCUGCAGUGCUCUGGGCCAGCCUUGGACAGUGAGCCAUGAAGCUCAGCGUCUGCCUCCUGUUGCUCUCCCUUGCCGUGUGUGCAAGUGCUGACAACCCCUUUUACAGGGCUGGGAAGUUUGUCUGGGAUGCAGUGGGAGGCGCCGGGGACAUGCUCAGAGCCUACCGGGACAUGCGCGAGGCGAAUUAUGUGGGAGCUGACAAGUACUUCCAUGCCCGUGGGAACUACGAUGCUGCCCAGCGCGGCCCUGGGGGUGCUUGGGCUGCCAAAGUCAUCAGCGACGCCCGGGAGAACUGGCAGGGCGGCGUGAGCGGCCGCGGCGCCGAGGACACCGCAGCCGACCAGGAGGCCAACGAGUGGGGCCGGAGCGGCGGCGACCCCAACCGCUACCGCCCCGCCGGCCUCCCCCRCCGCUACUAGCGCGGCGCUACC
Molecule: messenger RNA, 505 nt
Organism: Nothoprocta perdicaria
Lineage: Eukaryota; Metazoa; Chordata; Aves; Tinamiformes; Tinamidae
Product: serum amyloid A protein-like
Exons: 4
Coding region: 110-493 (127 amino acids)
Cellular component (GO): extracellular region
Source: RefSeq, a predicted model, not a curated record